Molecule: messenger RNA, 558 nt
Organism: Cyclospora cayetanensis
Lineage: Eukaryota; Apicomplexa; Conoidasida; Eucoccidiorida; Eimeriidae
Exons: 3
Coding region: 1-558 (185 amino acids)
Source: RefSeq, a predicted model, not a curated record
AUGUGUGGCAAAUCGGCGAAUGCCUUCUGGGUUUGCGGCACAUGCAGUGGAGGCUCUUUGGGGCUGCAGCCUCCUAGGAUCGUAUUAGCCGAUCCACUGCUCGUACAGAGAAAACGCCCUCGCGCGGCCUGUGCAAUAGGUCUGAACAUGAACGGAAAGCGGCGUCCGAAGCCUGGAUCUGUCCUCUGGGGGGCAAGGAAAUUUUUAGUGAUUCUGCUGUUGAUAAAACUGCAGCAACUCUGCUGGCUGGCAGCUGCAAUUCAAACAGGAAAUGACACAAUCGAUAUCUCUUGGGUCUUCUCCUUGAAGUCGGUUAGCCGAAUGGUACCACUGCAACAGCACACUGAAGCCUCGAGGCGACUGCAAGACAUUUUGACUGGCGAUUCGCUGAAUUUUGACAGACCUAUAACAAUAUUGCUGCAUCAGAGUCCGCUGCAGUCCCACCAGCAGCUUCUCCUCUUUCACGCCUCGCGCGAAGCAUUUGCUGAGGAGGAACGUCUCAUGCCAGGCAUUUUCGUGUCCCAUUUCAGAACCCUCCUUGUGGGUUAUUCACACUGA